This is a messenger RNA of Vitrella brassicaformis, 534 nucleotides long. The record is from the annotation of a GenBank genome assembly. Lineage: Eukaryota; Vitrellaceae.
AGAAGAGAGGGGAGCGUUAUGACAAAAAGGCCGCAUACCGCGGUAAUGGAUCAGAAGGGCUGCGUCCGUGGCGGCCUUGCAGCUGGUGCUGCGAACCGCGAGCGGGCUGUGCUGCGCAGGGACUCCGAGGAGUCCGCCGCUGCUGCUGGUGCGCACCCUGCGGCGCCGACUCCCGGACAGACAUCGAAGUACCCCUGUAAGCUGGCCAAGAGUCAAUUAUUCACUUUGCCUCCGACUUCUUUUUGGUGUCAGUUGACCUGUUUCUGGAGGAUAUGUUGGGCAAGGUGGACCGCAAGCUGACCAGCAGUGAGCGGACGGUCUUCGAGUUAAACAUGAGUGAGCGCAGAUAGAAACAGGCACACUCAAGGCCAAGAUUCAACUCUCAUGUGUCUUCAUUGCAGUGUCGUGGUGGAAAUCGAUGACCUACGACGACAAGCGGAAGUGGAUCAUCAAGGUGAUCCACUGAAGCACACAAACUCACCACACGCGCAGGGCUUUUGUUUGUCUCAGUAUAACCGACUGAACAACCAGUAG